AUGCCGCACGCGAACACGAGCUUUCUGUCGGCGCUCACGCGCGAGAUCCCCAAGGCGUGGCCGUUCUUCACCGGCAUCGGCGCCGUCGGCGUGGCGGUGGUCUACGCGACGAUGGGAAUCACGGAGGCGGACAAAAAGGCGAGCAAGUUUGUGAAUCCGGGCGGGCACUGA
Messenger RNA from Ostreococcus lucimarinus CCE9901, 171 nucleotides. RefSeq lists its product with no specific name. The coding region runs from base 1 to 171 and encodes 56 amino acids. The record is from RefSeq and is a predicted model, not a curated record. NCBI's taxonomy places the organism in Eukaryota, Viridiplantae, Chlorophyta, Mamiellophyceae, Mamiellales, Bathycoccaceae. The transcript has a single exon.